CAAAGUGCAGUUAAACCACUUGUUAUUAAAGCAUAACACAACAUUAUGUUUAAAAUGCCACAGUGCAGUUUAUUCUGAGAGUAGUUGUGAAAUGAUUGAUUUGUGGCUCGAGGAAAUAUGACAUUUGGGUUUGUAAUGAUAAGUUAUGUUGUCAGUAAGUUCUGUAUCGUCAUGGUUUCUACUGCACAAUGCACAGAGCAUCACAAUAAAGCAUUUAGUGCCAUCUAGUGGUUAGACAGUUACAGAUUGUUAAAGGGUCACUUCAACCAAAUUACAAAAAACUUUUCUCACUUACCCUUAGUUGUACCACAGCUAAUGUAAUAGCUUCCAUUCAUGGUACUCAUAAUAUUUAAAAUAUGUAUCUCUUUCCACAAACAGUGUCCCAAAACCAUCUGAAUAAUCCUCACACCUCACUGUGGAUAAUUCUGGAACAUUCCAAUUCUAAUAAUUCUAGACACCAUGUGUGUGACUGAUUUAUCCACAGUAACAGGGAUAUUAUUUUGUUGCUCAGAGAUAUUGCUGUUAAGAAUUAAAUUCCAUUCGUGUCCACUGUAUUAUGGGGGAAGCAGACGAGGACAUGUAUAAACUUUGGCAAAUAUAACAAAAACUACAAAACGCACUCAUAACUGCAGAGGUAAGAAAAUGUGUUUGUAGGAUUUUGUAAUUAAUUAACAGAAAUUGGUAGUGGUGGGGUGCGGGGUGUUGAAUCCCAUUCAGAAAGCACAGCUCGUCACAUUUAAAGUCCGCCAAAGAAGAAUAUCUUCAUGUUCUGAUAAAAUGAUUCACAAAAGAAACAAACUAGGCGCUGGCUUCAGGCGUGAACAUCAGGAUUAUGAUUGGUAAAGAAAGGCAGCAAGAAACAAAUCAUGUUCAGUCAUGUCAUCUGGUAAUACACUGCAGAGCAGAUCCCACAUAUUAUACAGCUGCUAUGUUUACCACUUUCAGUCUCUGUCACUAAGUUUGUCUCACCUUCUAGAGGCUUGUCAAUUUACCUUAAACUCUAAGGUACUCCUGAGAACAUGAAAGAUUUUUUCAUGAGUUAUGUGUUUCUUGCCAUUCAGUGUUGACUUGACGGAUAUCACUAUUUGAACAUCCAAAACAACUUCAAAUGCUUGUAUAAGAAAACUGCAACCUGCACAUCUCAAACUUUUCAUUCAUAGUCUACUGGAAUUAGAUUUUUAAACAGUUCUUUUCAAAGGAAAUCCAAUUUGUGAUGUAACUCAUGUCUGACUUAGGGUUUUGUCCAUUUACAUGUCAAACCUUAGACUAGGUUUACAAAAACAGGUUAACAAUAAAAUAAAACAAAUGCAAGCUACAGUGACACAGUCUCAGUCCAAACAUCACACAAGGUCUUGAGCAACAUCCAAAGGACAUUUGAAGACACAGUCCCCUUCAUUUUAAAUUAGAUCAUUAAGCAUUACAGAAUCAUCCUGAUUGGUGUUAUUUAGUGCCUUGUAAGUCCACACUAAUAAAGAAUAUGUUGAUGUUGCACUAUGAUGGUGAAUAAUCUCUGUGGAAUAGCAGACAACUUUAAUAGUUUUUUUAAAAUUGGAUUUUAGUUUGGGAUCUAACAGGAAUGACAGUCAAAUGCGCAGAAACGUGAGAAACUACAGACGGUCUGCAGUCCUCUAAUGUUUCACGGUUCAUUCACUCACUUUUUGUGGCUCCAUCAGUGCUCUGUAGCGCACUGACGGAGCCCUGUCUCCGCCCGAAAUCAGGGCUGCUCCUCCUGCAUGAUAUGCCCCUACGCAGGUCUUUAAAUUCACUGUUUUGUUGGUGAGAACUUGCACAGUAUUCUUGGUAUUUAACCUCCUUUGCAUUUACCUGGACUAUCUUCCUACAUGGACACUUUCAUUAUUUCUUUAUUUAUUUCAGAAGAGUGAUCUUAAAAAAAAAAAAAAAAAAAAAAAAAAAACUUGACUCGGGUUUCAACGAUGUUCGAACAGACCUUCAAGAAUUUCCAAAUCUGUUUCAGGGCUCUGAAUGAGAGGAAUACUUUCUCCAGUGGCGAUCCAAUAACAGGACAGAUCUCCUUCGAGCUCACGAAGGAGACGAAGAUCACUGUGAUAACGGUGAAACUGACGGGGAAGGCGAAUGUCCACUGGUCCACCGGAGGAGGGAGGAGUGGCAGAAGGCACUACUCGGCAAGACUGGACUUCUUCGACUUCAAAGGCGUCAUCAUGCAAGAAAACACUGCUACUGGUAGGACGACAAAACUUCAGCCUGGCACGCAUGUGUAUCCAUUUUCAUGUCAGCUGCCACAGGGAGACUUCCCAUCCAGCUUCCAAGGGAUUCAUGGAAGAAUAUUGUACAGCUUGACAGUGAGCAUCAGCAGACCCUGGCAUAUGUCCAAGGACUUUGUGACGGAGCUGAACUUUGUAAACCACAUUGAUACCAACCAGCCAGUGCUGUGGGCUCCUCUCUCAGGCUCCAACCAAAUGACACUGUGCUGUCUGUGGUGUGCCUCGCGUCCUAUCACAAUGACAGUCAGUGUAGAGAAGAAAGCCUUCGUUCCUGGUGAAACGGUGAAAAUAAUUUGCGAGUUUAGUAACGGCUCAACUCGCACAGCUACUCCGAAGGUGAGGCUGCAGCAGAAGCAGGUUUACUACACCCACAGCAAGGUCAGCAAGAGGAUGUUUGUCAAGCACUUGGCGUCACUGACUGGAGAGCCCAUCAGCGCUCAGACCUCCAAUGUGCACACUGAGAUCAUGCUCACUAUUCCCUCGUCUGCAUCGCUCACCAUCUCUAACUGCAGCAUCCUGGUUGUCGAGUAUUUUAUUGAGGUGAGCCUCAACGCAUGCACUGACCUCACAGUUCUGGUUCCCAUCAUCUUGUGCGAUACCCUUUAAUUCACUCAACCCCCACCUUACUUGUGAGUACAUUUGUGACUAUUUUAAAUUGCUUCAAAUGUAUCUAAUGAAGUGACAACAUAAUGUAAUUUAUCACUGACUUAGACUGCACAAUUAAUUGAAUAUUGAUUAUGACCACAGUUUUGGCUUCCCACAAUUAAAUGGGCCUGAUCGUCUGUGAUAUUGACAUUUUAAGUGCAUGCUCUGCUCAUAGAAAACUCUGAAACAUGUCAAGUGCUUCCUAAAUUAACAGUCAUCCACAAGGGGUGUGGAUGUACCCUGCAGCAGCAGGUCAGAGUGGAAGAAUGACAGCAGAGAGCAGGUGGCAAAACGAAAAUCAAAUACUUGAAGCAGGAGAAGAGCUAGUGCCUCAAAACUGGUCAUCAUCCAUUGUUUGGUUGUGUUUUGGAUUUAGGGAGAAUGAUGUUAAGCAGGAACAAUUCAUAUGCAAAGUGCAUGAGACUUGUGUCUGUGCUGCAAACCAACACAAAUAACGUGUUCAAUCACUUGAAAUCACACCACAGACUUCAGUAGGAUGAAUGCAUGAAGGCCAAGAGAAAUAACAACGCUAACGUUACCUCACUGAAUUCCUAUUCUUGUCCGCUGUCAACUCAGCCAUAAGUGCAACAUUUUAUAGCAUGUCACCGUAUCCAGCUCCCAAAGAUAGACAGAAAUAAUCUAUGCAAUCUCAUUUCAUUUGGCCAGAGGUUUGUGUCCAAUAAGCACUGACUGACCAUAGUGCUCCAUUGUUUUAAUUUUGGGUAAAAAAGUUUCAGUACAAUUAUAUUCAUAUUUUGCUUCUAGGAGAUGAUCUGUGAUAAAUUAGCAGGAGUGUAGCGCAGCAUGGGAGUGAAAACAGCUGUCUGUUUAUUUAAUGUGAAAGUGCAAUAAAAAAUAUUUUGUCCCUAAAAAUCACUGGUACUCUGACUUGUUACUGGAACAGCAUUACAGUAUUUCUCAGUUUUUGUAUCAGUCUACCCAUGCUGCCAAGCUUUUUUUAAAAUUUGUUUUUAAAAAUGUGUGACUUGGUAUAAAAACUUCUUACAUUUUUGAAGACAUCUCUUUACAUAUUUGCAAACUUCACUUACUAAUUUUAGUCAAAUUAGUAGCAAAUCUACCUCUUUAUAUUAUUGUGUACUAUCUCUUUGGAUAUCUCUGUGUGCACUGCAGCUGCAAAUUAUCGUUCUGUUUUAAAGGAGCUAUUUGUAGGUUUUGCUAUCACUGCAUAGCCAAUGUUAGCAUUAGCAACUUCAUUCCUUUUUUUGUCAAGAGCUGUAUCCAGUAAUGGCAAUGUUUUACUUCUAGUUUUAUCACUUCUUCUACUGAAGUUGGUAUGCUAACCACCUAGACCCACCCGGCUGGCCCAUCUCAUCACUUUCCGAUAGUGUCUAGUGACUCACUGUAGCGUUCAGACUGCCCACGAAGAAGUAACACUGCUAAGAGGGUGUAUUAUGAGCUCUUGUGUUGUAAACGCAACAAUGGAAUGGCUGUAGCUUUUGACUUGCCAUCAUCACACCACACCACACACUCCACCUGCUCCUGACCAGAAACCACAUUCUGCUGCAGAGAAAACUUACAAAUUGCCCCUUUAACAUGGUUCCACCAUGUGUUUAUUGAUUUUUAAUAUAUGUUGAUACUGAAAAGCUUGAACUUAAUUGUUAAGAAUUGUUGUCAGUAUUGGUCAUCAAAAUCUUUUAAGAAUGGCAGAAAUGUAAAAAUGUCAUUUUGAGAUUAUAUACACCACAGCACUUUAUUUAAACAGCAAGUGACUCCUGAGUAUAUUAGCCAUAAGCCAAAGACAUAAAGCUUGCUUUGUGGAAACUGCCUUAUAGCAUCAUACUGCCACCAGACAAGCAAGUUUUCAGUUUAUGUGUCUGUGUGUUCUAUGUAAUGUUCUGAUUAUUGUCAGUAUUUAUGUGACAUUCAUUGUUUCACCAUAUAACUGAAGCAGGAGAGAAAAGAUAUGUUGCAGUUUGAAUGUUAAUACCACUUAACACCAUAAACAACAUAUCACAAACCUGCAUUAUUAUCACAUUAUUGUAAGUAUGUGUUUUUAUCAUUUCAUCUCAACUUCCAUCAUGUCUUUUUACAUAUAAACUAUUGUCAUACACAUACUGUUUUGGAUGUAAACUGAGUAGAGAAAUGUGUGACUGUAACAGGUCUUUAUAUGCCUCGUGCUGACAGUUUUAAUGGACCGUUAUCAGCAUUUUAUGGCUGUAUUGUGUACCAUAACUCUAUCAAAGUGCAAUUAAACCACUUGUCAUUAAAGCAUAACACAACAUUAUGUUUAAAAUGUCACUGUGCAGUUUAUUCUGAGAGUAGUUCUGAAACAACUGAUUUGCGGCAUGGGAAAAUAUGACAUUUGGGUGUGUAAUGACAAGUUAUGUUGUCAGUAAGUUCUGUAUCGUCAUGGUUUCUACUGCACAAUGCACAGAGCAUCACUUUAAAGUAUAUAGUGCAGUCUAGUGUUGCCAUUUUUUAAACAACUUUGAUGCUAGUAGCAUGUUUUACAAAUUUUCUGUCAUGGGAUACAAUCCGUCUUCUCAUUAUAAUGAUUAUCAACAGAUCAUGUUCUAAAUAUUUUUUAUAAUGUGAAAGAAAUCCUAUUCAGAACACUCCAUACUUCAAAUAUACCAAAGAAGAAUAUCUUCAUGUUGAGAUAAAACGAUUCAGAAAAGAAGAAACGAACUAGGCGCUGCCUUCAGGCCUGAACAUCAGGACUCUAACAUGAUACAGUACAUUUCCAUGCAGUUCUAGUCGAAGGAAAUACAAUUUGUGAUGUAACUCAUGUCUGGUGUAGGGUUUCAUCCAUUUACACGUCAAACCACAGACUGGGUUUACAAAAUAUGUUAACGAUAAAAUUAAACAAAUACAAGAUCUAGAGACAUAGUCAUGGUCCAAAAAUCACCCAAGGUCUUGAGAAUAAGCACCAGCACAGCAGAGCAACAUUCAAAGAACGUGUAAAGACACAGUCCCCUCAAUUUUAAAUCAGAUCAUUACGCAUUACAAAAUCAUUCUGGUUGUCCAUAUGACAAAAACAAAGUUGAUG
This is a messenger RNA of Lates calcarifer (barramundi perch), 5898 nucleotides long. RefSeq names its product arrestin domain-containing protein 3. The transcript has 6 exons. The record is from RefSeq and is a predicted model, not a curated record. Lineage: Eukaryota; Metazoa; Chordata; Actinopteri; Centropomidae. Gene Ontology annotation, cellular component: plasma membrane; cytoplasm. Gene Ontology annotation, biological process: protein transport. The coding region runs from base 1935 to 2849 and encodes 304 amino acids.